Mucor mucedo is the source of this 1569-nucleotide messenger RNA. RefSeq lists its product as uncharacterized. The record is from RefSeq and is a predicted model, not a curated record. The coding region runs from base 1 to 1569 and encodes 522 amino acids. Lineage: Eukaryota; Fungi; Mucoromycota; Mucoromycetes; Mucorales; Mucoraceae. Gene Ontology annotation, molecular function: DNA binding. The transcript has 2 exons.
AUGUAUCAACAAGACCAAGUAUAUGAAAAUGACCUGUUUAAUAACAAGGUAUCACCUGCCAGUCUAAAAGACGUUGCUUGUCAACCAGCUUCGGUCACCUUGUCACCCUUCUCCUCACCCGAUGACUCUGACCUACAGUAUUCUUGUGAAGAUCUCAAUACUACAUUUAGUCAAACAAGCAUUGACCCUUUACUAAUUGAAGAAUUGAAUCAACCCGAGCUAGAGAAUACUCACUUGCCAUCGCUUAAUGAUUUGCUUUUUCAGUUUCCCGACCUCCCAUCAUUUGUUGAUCAUGAUCCAGAAAACAGACCCUAUGUUCAAUCUUGGCUUGAGUCCACAGCUUUGCAAAUUCAUUACAUGAUGGUUACUAUCGCAAAAUCAAGCAAUACUGUACCAGCAAACGUAGAAGCCUCGCCGCGUCGUAUGUUUUCUGCUUUACGCCGACUCAAAGAUCGUAUUGAAAUCAUGCAUCAAGUGUUCCAAAUUAUAGAAAAUGGUCGUGUCUCCUUCGGUCAAAACCCCACCGAAGCUAUUGAGCCUUUAAUUAAGGCUGCUCUGGAAAUCAAACGUAAUGUCUCUUUCCUAUCCAACCAGUCGGAAAAAAUCCCUGUUAUCACGAGAGACUCAGUCAACCUGGUGAACCCCGAUCAAGUGACGAUGAAUGAAAUUUCUGACUCUGUCAUGGAUACGUAUAACUUGAUGCCAUAUAACAACUCUAGUACGACUGCUGCAAAUAACCUUAUAUCAGCUCCAAGUGGCCAACAGGAUUUCACUUUGUUUACGCAUAUUCAACCUGAUUGGAUUCAUCAUCAAACAACUUCUUUACCCGUGACUCCGUCUUUAAGUGCGAAUAAUAAUAAUAUGUUGAAUCCUUUCUUUUCGUUGCCUGCUUCCCCUACAUGUAUCCCUCAAGAAACUCCUUCGGUAGAUGGAACAGUCGGCACACCUUGCAAUACUGUACGUGACUCAAGCAUGUCACCCUAUCACCCCAAUUCACCUCUGAAUACUCUGAGCGAAUUUAACACUUCUGAUUUUGAAAUGGAGGAAGAUGUCAAUAUCGAAGACGACGAAGAUUAUAUUGUAUCUGAUGCUGCAGAGGAUGAAGAUUGGAAAGAAAGCAAGAAAUCUCGACAGAAACGAGCUUCUAUCACCAGAAAGAGCCGUGGGGGUAAACGAACAAAUGUGGUCACGAAGCAACUUGGGAUUGAAAGACAAUUUACACGUCGUACAGCUACAUCCUAUGAUGCACAGACAACCCACUACCUAAAAUCAAUUUUUUUCGAUAUCUACAGCAGUAGAGAUAAAUUGACCAAAGACCAACGUCGUCAAGUCCAAAAGGAAACCGGUUUGAAACCUCGUAACAUCACCUAUUGGUUCUCGAAUCACAAGCGCAGAUUCCAUAAUUCGUUACUGGUCUUUAAAAAAAUUAUUAAAGACAGCAAAGGGUCCGUCAAGAAUUAUGACGACUUUUUAGAAUGGAGAAGAGCUCGCGGUCUCACGGAAGAAGUUUUAGAAAACGAGCACUUGCAAAUCUUGAAAAGCCUCGAUGAAAAUAAUAUUACUACAUAG